This is a messenger RNA of Lycium ferocissimum, 2048 nucleotides long. RefSeq names its product cyclic dof factor 1. Gene Ontology annotation, molecular function: DNA-binding transcription factor activity; DNA binding. The transcript has 2 exons. Gene Ontology annotation, biological process: regulation of DNA-templated transcription. NCBI's taxonomy places the organism in Eukaryota, Viridiplantae, Streptophyta, Magnoliopsida, Solanales, Solanaceae. Bases 131 to 1624 code for a protein of 497 amino acids. The record is from RefSeq and is a predicted model, not a curated record.
UCCUCAACAUUGCCAACUAGGCCUUAACUAUCCCUUACUCCUAAUAAUAAUAUCUCAGCAAUAAAAAAAAAAAAAACGAAAAACCGUUCACUUUUGUAACGCCGCCGGCUACUUAACGGAGAGUUCUAAAAUGAGGGAAGUGAAGGACCCAGAGAUUAAGUUAUUUGGCAAGAAGAUUGCCUUGCCUGAGAACGCGAAAAUAUUACCGGUAUUUUUUUCCGGCGAAGAUUCCGGUGUCGGAGAAUAUGUGAGUGUUACUGCUAAUAAAGAAAGUAGUAUCGGGUCGGGUCGUGAUCCAUGUUUAGUGGAUAAGGAUGGAAGUAGUGUUGAUGAAUCAGACGAUGGAAGUGAAUAUGAAAAGGAAGAGGCUCAUAAGGAUCAAAUGACGAGAGAGCUCAGUGAAGCCAAAUUAGAGGAGAAAGACCAAAAUCAAAUGAUGGAGGAAUUGGAAAAUCCCAAGUCUCUAUCGAACUCAGAAAACAAGUCUAAAUCUCCUAGUAAUGAUGAUGACUCUACCACAGUAAAAUCUUCCAAGACUGAGGAUGAUCAGAAUGAUGCAAAGCAGAAAACUCUGAAGAAGCCAGACAAGAUUCUCCCAUGCCCUCGUUGCAAUAGUAUGGAUACGAAAUUCUGUUACUACAAUAAUUACAAUGUCAAUCAGCCUCGUCAUUUCUGCAAGAGCUGCCAGAGAUAUUGGACUGCUGGGGGUACCAUGAGGAAUGUGCCUGUGGGAGCUGGUCGCCGCAAGAAUAAGAACAAUGCGUCGCAUUGUCGUCACAUCAUGAUUUCUGAAGCCCUUGAAGCUGCAAGAAUUGAUCCUCCGAACGGAUUUCAUCAUUCAGCGUUCAAACCCAAUGGCACUGUCCUAUCUUUUGGUCCUGAUUCGCCACUGUGUGACUCUAUGGCCUCUGUUUUGAAUCUUGCUGACAAUAAGACACCAAAUGGGAUCCGAAAUGGUUUUUACAGACCAGAACACAAGAAUCCGUCUUGCAUAGGUGGAGAAAAUGGGGAUGACUGCUCUAGUGGAUCUACAGUCACCACUUCAAAUUCAAUGGCGGAAGGAGUUAAAAAUCGACCUCCUGAGGCAGUUAUGCAAACUAUAAACGGCUUUCCAUCUCCUGUUCCUUGCCUCCCCGGAGUACCUUGGCCUUUACCAUAUGCUGCUGUUCCUUUCCCUGCCAUUAGCCCCACUGGAUAUCCUAUGCCGUUCUGCCCUCCACCUUAUUGGAAUUGCAAUAUGCCUGGUCCAUGGAGUCUUCCUUGGUUAACUCCACCUUCGCCAACAGCAAACCAAAACAGAUCAGGCUCUGCUCCUACUUCACCUUUAGGGAAGCAUUCAAGAGACGGUGAAUUAAUUAAGCCAAACAAUCCCGAGGGUCAAAAGAACUCAGAGGGGUCUGUUUUAGUACCAAAAACGUUACGGAUUGAUGAUCCUGAUGAAGCUGCAAAGAGUUCUAUAUGGUCAACACUGGGGAUCAAGUACGACUCUGUUAGCAGGGGAGGGCUUUUCAAGGCGUUGCAACCGAAAAGCAGUGAGAAGGAUCACCCUGCCAAUACGUCCCCAGCUUUGCAGGCUAACCCUGCAGCCUGUUCUAGGUCCCUCAGCUUCCAGGAGAGAGUCUAAAGUGAGCAAUUGUCUCCUUCAGCUCUGGGGUACAUAGUUGUUAACCAACUUACCUUCCGGAAGAUGGUUUGGUGGUCUUCCAGCCUGAUGAAUAUUCCAUUACGCGUAAUUACAGCAUUCAAUUAUGCUUAAUUUCAGCGGCGAUGUAUGUACCAGGGCUGAGAAUCUUAAGAUUCCUCAAGUACUCCAACUAAAACUGGGAAGCUAUAUUGUUCAAAGCAGUGUUUAUCCUUCCCUUGUAACAUAUUUUUGCUUGGUCAGUGUGUUUUUUCCUUGUACAUAAACUGUAUACAACUGACAGUAGAAAGUGGGAAGAGAGAAACGUUUAGAUGUAUAUCAUGUACCCGCCAAAGUUUAGUCCGGAAGGCGGUGUUUUUUCCAUUUUUCCGGGUGGUUUGAAUAAUAGUUGAGCCUUCUUUUCAGA